Molecule: messenger RNA, 1890 nt
Organism: Heterobasidion irregulare TC 32-1
Lineage: Eukaryota; Fungi; Basidiomycota; Agaricomycetes; Russulales; Bondarzewiaceae
Product: MFS amino acid permease
Exons: 16
Coding region: 1-1890 (629 amino acids)
Biological process (GO): transmembrane transport
Molecular function (GO): transmembrane transporter activity
Source: RefSeq, a predicted model, not a curated record
AUGUCAGACUCUGUCCAAGCUGCUGUACCGGCCACAGAGAUUGCUGCCGGCGAGCAUAUAGAUAGGAAGCGCAAGGCUGGCGCUUCGUGGAAAGCUAACGAGGAGCAUGUUCUUCCCAAAAAUCGCCUUUGGAUCGUAUUUCUUGGUUUAAUGGCUUGCACGUUCUUGGCUGCAUUGGAUCAGACAAUCGUUGCAACUGCUCUUCCCACCAUUGUUGAGCGUCUAGGUGGUGGGAAAAAUUAUAGCUGGGUCGGGAGCGCGUACCUCCUAGCGGCCGCGGCGCUCGCCCCGUUGUAUGGAAAGCUAUCAGAUCUGACCGGUCUGUCUCUUGCUAAAUUUGCAGCGACAUCUACUGAUCUCGUUCUCAGGCCGCAAACCAGUAUUAUAUUCUUCUAUUGGCAUUUUCUUGGUAAGGCAUCAGUGAGUCAUAGGGCUUUGUAUCUCACUCUUACGGCUAUGAAGAUUGGAUCCGCAUUAUGUGGAGCUGCUCAAAAUAUGACGUGGUUGAUUGUUUGUCGCGCCGUUCAAGGCAUUGGAGGCGGCGGUAUCAUUCAACUAGUCCAGAUCACCAUAUCUGACAUCGUGUCUCUCGAGGACCGUGGAAAAUAUGGAGGCGCCUUGGGUGCAACAUGGGGUAUAGCAAGUGUGAUAGGUCCCCUUCUUGGAGGGGUCUUUACAGACCAUGUCUCGUGGAGAUGGUGUUUCUUCAUAAAUUUACCGACGGGUGGCAUUGCGAGCGCUAUCUUAUUCUUUUUCCUUAAUCUAAAUCCACACCACGGCAUGAGCCUGCGGCAACAUAUUCAACAAUUUGACUUCGCUGGUUUACUGCUUAUGGUAGGCGGCGUUGUUUGCCUACUUAUUGGUUUCAACAGCGGCGAAACAAAUUGGUCUUCGGCAGAGACAAUAGCUUUGCUCGUUGUUGGAGGCGUGCUCUUGCUCUUGGCCGGUAUCAACGAAGUUUACACGAAUAGAUCACCUAUCAUACCCCCGCGUUUAUUCAGGACAAGGACUACAGCGAUCAUCUUGACAUCUAAUCUUUUGCACGCAAUCGCAUUCUUUGGCGGCGCUUAUUAUCUACCACUCUACUUUCAAGUCUUGGGCUCAUCGGCUACAGGAGCAGGUGUCAGGAUGCUUCCGUUCUCUCUGGGAAGUGCUCUGUUCUCUGCGUGUUCCGGCCAAGUCGUCACUCGAACAGGAAGCUAUAGGCCGAUCAUGUGGUUUGCAUGGGCGGUCAUGGUCCUCGGGUGGGGCUUGAUGACGCAGUUGGAUGACACUUCGUCGACAGCCGAGAAGGUCCUUUACCCCUUCGUCACCUCGUUGGGGAUCGGCUGUCUAUUCCAGACACCCCUCAUCGGCCUGCAAGCUGCGAUGCCUCUGAAGGACAUGGCUACCUCUACGGCAACCUACGGUUUCCUAAGGACGCUGGGCGGAACCAUCGGGACGUCGAUCGGCCAGGCGAUCUACUCGGGCGUGCUCAGGCAGAAAGUCGCCAAACUCCCGAACGUCAGUUUCGACACCUCUCCCGCGGCGCUCAGCGAGAGCGUGCGACAGCUGAAGAACAUCCCUGAACCGGCACGCCAGCAGAUUAUCCACGCAUACACGAAGGCUAUCAGCACGAUCUGGAUCGUCAACGCGCCGAUCGUCGGCCUCGGAUUCAUCCUCGUGCUCUUCAUUCGAGCAUACUCGCUGAAACGCACCACGAUCCAGAGUGGGGCGCGGAAAGACCUGGAGGAAGGUGCCGCUGCCGUUACUCCAACAGCGCCAGUCGAUGGGGCGGAUCUUGACAGAGACGAGAAGCGGGAGCCAGAGGAGGGGACGCUGUCGGGUGAGGUCACAGACGACGCCAGUCCCGGCGAGGGAGAAAAGGGUCUGCAUCCAGUCGAGAAGUGA